Messenger RNA from Hevea brasiliensis (rubber tree), 1211 nucleotides. Its product is annotated as E3 ubiquitin-protein ligase AIRP2. NCBI's taxonomy places the organism in Eukaryota, Viridiplantae, Streptophyta, Magnoliopsida, Malpighiales, Euphorbiaceae. The transcript has 5 exons. The record is from RefSeq and is a predicted model, not a curated record. Gene Ontology annotation, molecular function: ubiquitin protein ligase activity. Bases 183 to 926 code for a protein of 247 amino acids. Gene Ontology annotation, biological process: protein ubiquitination.
UUCUGUAUCGGCUUCGCUUUCAAGAACAGAAUAGAACGAGCGCCUUCUAGAAGAAACCCACCCCAGAAGAGAGAAAAUAUCCACUAUAGAUAGAGGGGGUUUUGGUGGGGUGGGAGAGAGAGAGAGAGAGAGAGAGAGACGGCAGAAUCUGAUCGUUUUGGUUUUGAGUGUUGUUGGAGGAGAUGCACAUGGCUUCUAUGAGAAAGUCCUUCAAAGACUCUCUCAAAGUGCUCGAAGCUGAUAUCCAACAUGCUAAUACUCUGGCGUCGGAUUUUCCAAGGGAGUAUGACGGUGCCUGCCUUCAGAUGAGAAUGUCAUAUAGCCCAGCUGCUCAUCUGUUUCUUUUUCUAGUUCAGUGGACAGACUGCCACCUCGCAGGCACUCUUGGAUUGUUAAGAAUACUAAUUUAUAAGGUUUAUGUGGAUGGCACGACCACCAUGUCUACUCAUGAAAGAAAAGCAAGCAUUAGGGAGUUCUAUGCGGUUAUUUUUCCCUCUUUAUUACAACUUCAGAGAGGGGUCACUGAUACAGAGGAUAAGAAACAGAAGGCAGCAUGCAUGGAAAGGUUCCGAAAAAGAGAUGAUGAAGAACAUAGGCAACAUACUGAUGUCGACAUUGAAAGGGAAGACGAGUGUGGAAUAUGUAUGGACAUGAAUAGUAAGAUUGUAUUGCCUAACUGCAACCAUGCCAUGUGCUUGAAAUGUUACCGGGAAUGGUGGUCAAGGUCACAGUCAUGCCCCUUCUGCCGAGAUAGUCUGAAGAGAGUGAAUUCUGGAGAUCUCUGGGUGUUUACUGAUAGAAGGGAUAUAGUGGACAUGGCGACAGUGACCAGGGAGAACCGCAGAAGGCUUUUCAUGUACAUAGAUAAGUUGCCGCUGAUUGUUCCGGAUUCGCUUUUGGACAAUUACGAUUCUCACCUUAGAUAGGCGCCAUCUCCCAGUAGUACUGAAAUUAAUCCCAAAUUAACAAAAGGAAAAAGGAAGUGCUCUGGAUGAGUAGUUUUCCUCUCUUUUGUUUCCAUUACAUAAAAUUCUGCUGAACUCGAUUUGCAUAUUGCAAUUUCAGCGCUUUCUUCCCUUCUUCUGGUCAGAAGAAUCUGACUUAAGUAGUUGGUGAAGUUGAGGUAUGGAUAGAGAUGGGAUUCGUAAAUUGUAUCUAAAGCAAAAUUGUACAUUCUUGUAUAGAAAGCAUUUCAAUUUCUCCUCUCACAA